Thamnophis sirtalis is the source of this 1020-nucleotide messenger RNA. NCBI's taxonomy places the organism in Eukaryota, Metazoa, Chordata, Lepidosauria, Squamata, Natricidae. The record is from RefSeq and is a predicted model, not a curated record.
AUGCAGGACAGAGGUUAUGAGCAGCCUGUCCCUCUCUGUGUAAUUAUGAAAGAGCCUCAAACUUUUGAGAAAAGCCCUUAUGUUGGAAACUAUAAAAACAAUUCUGAGGAUUCAUCAUGUUAUGAACUCUUUUAUGAUUCCCUAUCAGAUAUACAAGAUGGGGACUUUUCACAUGAACUAUCUGCCUUUCUCAGUGAAGAUGAGAUAAACAAAAGCCUUGAAGUUGCUCAUCAAUCCAUUAAUUCUGUUGAAGAAGAAGUUAAGCAAGAGUAUUCUUACUUUAACACUUCUCCAAACUCACCAGAAAAUGCCUCUUCUGGGCAAGCCAAAGCACAUGACAGUUAUCCUCCCAAGAAAAAUUGCGCAACCAGCUCCACCUCCUUGUGGCCCUCAUCUCAAACUCCUACAGAGCAGCAGGAUCAGAAUGCAUAUCCUCAAGGAAAAGAUGGUAAACAAGCAAGUGCUUUUCCCUUCCUGCCUGCAAGACCCAGCUUUAUCCGAACUCUAAAAAAUGCUGAAAGGUGUAGUUUAAAUGGCCAAAAGGUGAGCCCUAAAUCUAAAUCAGUUUUGACAAGUACUGUCCCCUCCAAGAAUAAGCUAUGUGAUAAAGCUGCCACUUUGAUUGAAGAACUGUCUUCUAUUUUUGAUGAAGCAGCCAAGAUGAGAGUUGAGAAUCCAAAUGGAAAUUCCUCAUCUCCAGAUAGUGGGUAUCUUUCUCCUAAGAGGAAGCAAUUAGCUUUGUCAAAUUCUUUAAAGAAUUCAGUACUUGAAACAAGUUUAGAAAUCACACCCAAAAAUGAGAUCUCAGAAGUCACUCAGGUUAAAGAAUGUGUGGGCCAAAGGAAAGAAGACUCUCAGAUUGGUGAGACUGUCUCUCAAAAUGAAGUUGCAAAAGAAAGUCAGAAUCAAUUAUUUCCCCCUCGAUUUAUCCAGAAACUGAGAAGUCAAGAAAUUCUUGAAGGAAGCAAGGUUCUACUUCAGUGCAGAGUUGCUGGAAACCCAGAACCUCAGAUCAGGUAA